UUCUCAUUUGCCUCUUCAUCUCCAUUCAAUUUCAACAACAAUGGGUUGUUGCAUAAGCAAAUUUCGACCCAAGAAAUCAAAAAUUUCCAUAGAAGAAUUAAACCACGUUCAAGACAAGCUUGUCAUCUCACAAGCUCCCAAAAUUCCAACUCCAAUUCAUCUCUCAAACAAAAUUUCCCCAUCUCCUGCUUCACUUCCCAGUUGUACUUCGUCUGUUUCUUCCUUUACUUGCAGUACAGGCAACACUGCUGAAUCAUGCUCAUCAAUCUCAACUGCAUCUUCCGUCUUGAGCUCCAAAGAUAGAUCUUUCUCCAAUGAGUUUCUUUGGUCUUGUGUCAAGGAGAAUCCGCAUAUAGUUCGCAUUAAUUCCAUCAAGGAAGCUGCUCUCUCUUUAGCAACCUCCAAAGUUCAUGCUCAAAAGUUUGAUUCACCUGCUAAAUCAUUUCUGGCACCAACGCCGAUCAAACACUCAAUCCCACAAAGGAUAAAUGGUUCUACACCACAAAAGAGAGUCCGGUCAAGCUCACCAACUACUUUAACGCGACAAAAGAGCUUUCGUAUGGAACCAGAGAGGCAGAAUUCUUCGUAUUCUUUGCCGAGUAGAACCUUGAGAUCACCAUCUCCUAGUAGGAGAUUUACUAGUGGUGAAAGUAACAGGGGAUUUUUGACAAAUACAACUAAAGAAAGUUGUUCAAAGCGAGUGGUUGGAGCAAAGGUAAAUGCAAUAAAUUCCGUUUGUUCUUCUCUAAGAAAAGAAAAUUUCAGGCCUGCAAGUCCAAGCAACAAUAGUUCAAUGGGAUUGCGGCUUUGUUCGAGGAAUAGAGAUACUUGCACUUAUAGAAUUGGUUCUAAAAUUGAUGAAGUUGCAGCGGGAGAAGCAGUAGCUCAGCAUGAGAGUGAGUGCAUUCCCAUGGAAGACAUUGAUAAUCCUCUAAUCUCAUUGGAUUGUUUUAUUUUUCUGUAG
This is a messenger RNA of Pistacia vera, 964 nucleotides long. RefSeq lists its product as uncharacterized. The record is from RefSeq and is a predicted model, not a curated record. Lineage: Eukaryota; Viridiplantae; Streptophyta; Magnoliopsida; Sapindales; Anacardiaceae. Bases 41 to 964 code for a protein of 307 amino acids. The transcript has a single exon.